Molecule: messenger RNA, 492 nt
Organism: Ostertagia ostertagi
Lineage: Eukaryota; Metazoa; Nematoda; Chromadorea; Rhabditida; Trichostrongylidae
Source: the annotation of a GenBank genome assembly
AUGUACAACGUUAAAAUGGCAAAGCACAGCCAAGGCGCCUUCCUCGUUGCCGAAAUUGAAGGAAAAUUCGGCAAAUUUAAUCUGCGCACCCUCCCUAACGAUUUUAUGUCUGAGUUAUUCUCGAUUAUUCAGUUGUAUGGAGAACUUGUCACCUCUGCAGUGAAACCGAAGACGGCCGAUCUUCAAGUUUUUCUCAGUGAUUACAUGUGCAAAUAUCAUGGAAACAAGGACUGGAAAAUACAGGAGAUCUCAUUGGGAAACGCAGUCGACGUGAAUGAUUCUAUUCUUCCGUGUACUUCUAUGGAAAUGUUCUCUUCGAGAAUGGACGUUGAUGCUCCUCCUGACGUUGAAUUCUUGGAAGACAAAUGCGAUGAGGAAUUAUUCAAUUGUUCUAAGCAUGAAAGCAACGGUGCCAGCUCGAUGACGUUCUCCAGUCAUCAAGAAUAUUCUAAUGUAACAGAACACCUUCAAGCAUCUCCAUGUCAUUCAUCU